This is a messenger RNA of Saccharomyces cerevisiae S288C, 1992 nucleotides long. RefSeq names its product SCF ubiquitin ligase complex subunit DAS1 (gene DAS1). Gene Ontology annotation, biological process: protein ubiquitination. Lineage: Eukaryota; Fungi; Ascomycota; Saccharomycetes; Saccharomycetales; Saccharomycetaceae. The transcript has a single exon. Bases 1 to 1992 code for a protein of 663 amino acids. The record is from RefSeq and is marked reviewed.
AUGCCAUUUCAAGAUUAUUUUCAGAAGAAAAAAGCAGCGUUCAUUAACAGAAACAAUAAAAGUAACGCAGAUGCUUCAGCGCUACGAGAUAUUAACGAUAUUAACAUAAAUUUCGCCGCCAAGAGCAAAAACUACGUGUUCCCGCUAACAAAGCUCCCCGAUGAGCUCAUGCAAGAAGUAUUCUCUCAUUUGCCGCAACCAGACCGCUUGCAGCUUUGCCUUGUGAACAAAAGGUUGAAUAAGAUCGCUACCAAACUGCUUUAUAGAAGAAUAUAUUUGAACGACUCAAAUGUAGUGAAGAGUGACUUCAUGCAUCUCGCAAUUAAUUGGACCCUACUGAACUUGCCGUCUUCGUUGAAAGAAGAGGAGUCCCGCGAUAUCGCCAACUGCAAAUUGAAAAAACUUAUAGAAACACUGCAAAAUAAUAUUCACAUUACUGAAGUCAUCCAGUGGAUAAGGAUCAACUGGGAUUUGGACUCUACCUUGCAAAGGUCCAUUCUCAGCAUCCUUUGCAAUCAGGGCAAGUCCUUGCAAAGACUAGAAAACGUCACUGACCCGGCUUGUAACGAUAUCAUCUCCAAUGGUCACUUUUCCAGGAGCAACGUCUCAAGUUUCGACAUGGCUCCUCCAAAUUCAUUGCCUGAGAUGGUUGUUCCCGAAAAUUACAUUCCGAAUCUCACCAAAUAUCUUUCACAGCGUAUCUCUUCUCGGCUUUCUCAUAUGACUUUAUUCAUCGACCCUUUAAAACUGUUCAAUUAUCUUUACCCUUUAGAUAUCAAGUUACAAAUCAUCGAUUUAAAAUUGCAUUGGAGGAGGGAGUUUUACAAUAAUGAUUAUUUUGUUAAAAAGAUACGACCCGGCAAUCCUCUGACUAAACUAUCGGAGGUUUUUGACAAGAGGACAUUGAAAAUUCUUACCAUCAUUUCUUGGAAUGACACUUUGUUAAAACGCGAGACAGAAAUGCUGAAAGAUUUUAAAGAAUUUGAGAACCUGGAAGAUUUGUCUUUGAUUUCUAUUAAGCAGGAUGUUCAUAUCCUCGUAGAUCUUUUUAGUUCGUUAACCAAUUUGAAAAGACUAAAAAUGGAUUUCUUAGAGGAGUAUGUACCUGAACCCACAAAUCCUCACAUAUUUCUCUCCAUUCUUUUAGCUUGCUCCAAAUUGCAAUUCAUAGAUCUGAGAUACGACGGUCUUAUCCCACAAAUCAUCAAUAUUCAAGAAAAUAAGUUCCAACUAAAUCAGCAAUGCAACUGCACAAACUGUCAAAUAGUAUUCAGUGACAUUCUGAAGGGCAAAAUAUUCAUGUUCCCUGAAGACUACUAUAUUCACGAUCUUCAAGACAUUGCUGCAAAGGAUAUUUUUAAAAUGAUGAAAUACCUAUCUUUGUUACCAUACUCUAAAGCUUGUGAUGCUUAUCCGAGCGUUAGAACACAACCAAUGAAUUUGACUAAUUUUGUGACCAAGAUGAACCGCAACCUUUUGGAAUAUAGAAAUUCUAAAUCCCAGUUGGUGCCCAAAAUCGUUAAUAACCCACAUCAACACUCCACCGUGACUUCCACAUCAACCGCUCAUAUGAGCGAGCCCGAAAUGAUAAUAAUCGAUGACGAUGAUGAUGAUGAUGAAAUUAAUGCGGCCAUUCCUCCAAGUAGUGAUGACACAGCAGCUACAAUUUCCACUGACCUGGAACUUCCUCAUGAAUCAUUGACCAAAAGAGAUAUUAUUAUGUGUUAUCACGCUCUUAUCCAUCACUUCAAGUCGAUUUACGUUACUUUUUUGAAAAGUUUUCCUCAUUUGAGAUUCUUGAUGUUGAAUGACAUUCCCACAAUAGUUAUGGAGGAGAAUAAUGAACGUAUUUUUGAACCCGUCUUUUAUCAUUAUGAUUAUAAGAGUAAUCUGUAUGGAUGGUCAAAGGAAUCGAACAAGAAUCUGGAGAACGACAGCAACAACAACAAUAAUAAUUCUGAUACCAUUGCAAGAAUAGCCACUGUUAUGUAA